GGGCGGGUGAAAAGGGAGCGAGUGGGCGGGGCCGCGUGGCGUCAGCGCAAGAUGGCGGCCUCGGCAGCGCUGUUCUCGCGCUUGCGGAGCGGGCUUCGGCUCGGCUCGCGGGGACUGUGCACGAGGUUGGCGACGCCGCCCCCCCGGGCCCCAGAUCAGGCCGCAGAAAUCGUGAGCCGCGGGGGCGCUAAGGCACAAGGGCCACAGCAGCAGCCGGGUUCAGAGGGUCCCAGCUAUGCCAAAAAAGUUGCGCUCUGGCUUGCUGGGCUGCUUGGAGCUGGUGGGACCGUGAGCGUCGUCUAUAUCUUUGGAAACAACCCAGUGGACGAAAAUGGUGCCAAGAUUCCUGAUGAGUUUGACAAUGAUCCAAUUCUGGUACAGCAGUUGCGCCGGACAUACAAAUAUUUCAAAGAUUAUAGACAGAUGAUCAUCGAGCCCACCAGCCCUUGCCUUCUCCCAGACCCUCUGCAGGAGCCGUACUACCAGCCACCCUACACGCUCGUUUUGGAGCUCACUGGCGUCCUCUUGCAUCCUGAGUGGUCGCUGGCCACUGGCUGGAGGUUUAAGAAGCGCCCAGGCAUCGAGACCUUGUUCCAGCAGCUCGCCCCUUUAUAUGAAAUUGUCAUCUUUACGUCAGAGACUGGCAUGACUGCAUUUCCACUCAUCGAUAGCGUGGACCCCCACGGUUUCAUCUCCUACCGCCUAUUCCGGGACGCCACAAGAUACAUGGAUGGACACCAUGUUAAGGACAUUUCAUGUCUGAAUCGGGAUCCAGCUAGAGUAGUAGUUGUGGACUGCAAGAAGGAAGCCUUCCGCCUACAGCCCUAUAACGGCGUCGCCCUGCGGCCCUGGGAUGGAAACUCUGAUGACCGGGUCUUGUUGGACCUGUCUGCCUUCCUCAAGACCAUUGCACUGAACGGUGUGGAGGAUGUGCGAACCGUGCUGGAGCAUUACGCCCUGGAGGAUGAUCCGCUGGCAGCUUUCAAGCAGCGGCAAAGCCGGCUAGAGCAGGAGGAGCAGCAGCGCCUGGCUGAGCUCUCCAAGUCCAACAAGCAGAACCUCUUCCUCGGCUCCCUCACCAGCCGCUUGUGGCCUCGCUCCAGGCAGCCCUGAACUCUGGGCCUCCUCAAACUCUUUGCCGGAGUCCAGGGCCCCAGUGCUUCCAGACCAAGACUUGGGCCACCACUGUCCAAUAAAGUACAUCCCAGAUGCCACACCUGCUGUGUCCCGAGAGUCUCCAGAUGGGGGCACUGGGAUGAGGUCCGGGACUUUCGGGUCACCAUCCCACAGUGGCUGAUCGGCUGCCAAGCACAGAGUGGGGGCUUUGUUGGAUCAGAGCGUAUUUUUCACCCUGGUCUGGGAAUGUAAAAACUCUCGCUGUGUC
This is a messenger RNA of Chlorocebus sabaeus (green monkey), 1384 nucleotides long. It is a transcript of the gene TIMM50, whose product is annotated as translocase of inner mitochondrial membrane 50. NCBI's taxonomy places the organism in Eukaryota, Metazoa, Chordata, Mammalia, Primates, Cercopithecidae. The record is from RefSeq and is a predicted model, not a curated record.